UGGAAAACAUUUUCUCGAACAUAUACUGUAAAGUAGACUGUCAGAGGAGCAGUGCGAAAGCUUUCAAAGCCCCAUUAUUCGUCGAACAAAGUUCAUUCCAUCUACGCAAGACCAAAAAAUAAUAAACCCCUUUAGCACGGCACAUGCUCCCUAACUGAGCACGUGGCCCCUCAGUAGGUGAACUCCUCUGCUCCAUAGCGAAACAUGAAGGUGUUAUUGACAUGCGUCCUGGUGAUUUUAGCAGUGACUGAGGGCUUUUCUUCCAUAGAUAAUGCCGGCUGGAGAAUUCACGAUCCCUUCAGUAAUCCUAGGUACAUGCAGCUUGCGCAUUUCGCUUUGACUCGUCAGCCUAAUGCAGGCGGCAUUCCUGGUGUUGCAGUUCGACUACAUCAAGUAGCGACAAAGGGGACCGCCCAGACAGGCUUAAGCUAUCUUCUCAGUUUCGACCUUGUGCCGCUAACCUGCUCAUCACACCAGGUACCCACUUAUGGGAAUGGCACGAAAGCUUCAAGCUACACUUCGGUCUUUUGCAUCAUGGGAGAGGCGAUGAACUCUUGUUCAGCGCUGGUAUACGAGGAGCCAUCGGGCAACGCUGUUCACAUUCUAGGAAUAGAUUGCCUUCACUAAAUUCGAUGUUUAUUUCUCUUGGGCAAGCUAUUCCCACGCAAAUAAAUAUUUGAAAUGU
Molecule: messenger RNA, 685 nt
Organism: Dermacentor silvarum
Lineage: Eukaryota; Metazoa; Arthropoda; Arachnida; Ixodida; Ixodidae
Exons: 4
Coding region: 205-627 (140 amino acids)
Source: RefSeq, a predicted model, not a curated record